Molecule: messenger RNA, 2819 nt
Organism: Pseudophryne corroboree (corroboree frog)
Lineage: Eukaryota; Metazoa; Chordata; Amphibia; Anura; Myobatrachidae
Product: oocyte zinc finger protein XlCOF6-like
Exons: 5
Coding region: 174-2654 (826 amino acids)
Biological process (GO): regulation of transcription by RNA polymerase II
Cellular component (GO): nucleoplasm
Molecular function (GO): DNA-binding transcription repressor activity, RNA polymerase II-specific; RNA polymerase II cis-regulatory region sequence-specific DNA binding
Source: RefSeq, a predicted model, not a curated record
AAAAAUCUGUGUCCAUAAGCCGCGGCCAUUAUAUUAUUGUCUGACUGACUUAUUGAAUGAUUCCACGUCUGACAAGUGACAAAUGACGCUGCAGAGAAGCGGAAGGUGAAGGUCUUGGACUGUAUUUAAGAGGGGGAGUUUAUAGAGGAAACAAGGAUCUGUACAAGGACACGAUGGAGAAUCACCAGCCCCUCACAUCACUGGAUGGACCCAGUAACAGAAAUACCCCAGAGAGAUGUCACCGUCUUCUGUAUUCCCAGGACUAUGCAGAGGAGAAUCAAAGUGUCCCACAGGAUGAUCAGGGUGAAGCUCUAACUAAUAUUAAAGUAGAAGAUACAGAGGGAGAAGAAGAGAUGUAUGUGACUGAUAUGAAGGCAGAAGAUACAGAGGGAGAAAAAGAGACGUAUGUGACUGAUAUGAAGGCAGAAUAUAUAGAGGAAGAAGAGACAUAUGUGACUGAUAUGAAUGCAGAAGAUACAGAGGGAGAAAAAGAGACGUAUGUGACUGAUAUGAAGGCAGAAGAUAUAGAGGGAGAAGAAGAGACGUAUGUGACUGAUAUGAAGGCAGAAGAUACAGAGGGAGAAAAAGAGACAUAUGUGACUGAUAUGAAGGCAGAAGAUAUAGAGGGAGAAGAAGAGAUGUAUGUGACUGAUAUGAAGGUAGAAGAUACAGAGGGAGAAGAAGAGACGUAUGUGACUGAUAUGAAGACAGAAGCUAUAGAGGGAGAAAAAGAGACGUAUGUGACUGAUAUGAUGGCAGAAGAAGAUACAUAUGUGACUGAUAUGAAGGCAGAAGAUACAGAGGGAGAAAAAGAAACGUAUGUGAGGGGUGAUCAGCUGUGUAAGGAGGAGGAAAUCCCUACAGAUACCAGCACAGAUGGAUGCAACAGAAGAAAUGUAUGGACGGAACGUCUCCCUUUAUCUCCAGACUGUAACAUAGAAGAUAACAUCACAAGAGAUUCUCCAGUAGAAAACCCUAUUACAUCAAUUAUGCAUCCAGGUCUUUGCAGUACAGAUUUGUCAUCUGAUCCCACUUAUCAUGAGGAAUGCUCUAAUAGAGUAGAUACCAAAUGCUUUACACAGGACACAAUGCUUAUUACCCAACAGCUAACUAAGCCAUUUCCAUGUCCUGAGUGUGGGAAAUGUUUUACACGCAAAUCAGAUCUUGUUUUACAUCAGAGAAUUCACACAGGUGAGAAGCCAUUUCCAUGUUCUGAAUGUGAGAAAUAUUUUGUAUAUAAUUCAGAUCUUGUUACACAUCAGAGAAGUCAUACAUGUGUUAAGCCAUUUCCAUGUUCUGAGUGUGGGAAAUGUUUUACACGGAAAAUGAAUCUUGUUAUACAUGAGAGAAGUCACACAGGUGAGAAGCCAUUUCCAUGUUCUGAGUGUGGAAAAUGUUUUGCAAGGAAAUCAGAUCUUGCUAUACAUGAGAGAAGUCACACAGGUGAGGAGCCAUUUCCAUGUUCUGAGUGUGGGAAAUGUUUUACACGGAAAAUGAAUCUUGUUAUACAUGAGAGAAGUCACACAGGUGAGAAGCCAUUUCCAUGUUCUGAGUGUGGGAAAUGUUUUGCAAGGAAAUCAGAUCUUGCUAUACAUGAGAGAAGUCACACAGGUGAGGAGCCAUUUCCAUGUUCUGAGUGUGGGAAAUGUUUUACACGGAAAAUGAAUCUUGUUAUACAUGAGAGAAGUCACACAGGUGAGAAGCCAUUUCCAUGUUCUGAGUGUGGGAAAUGUUUUACACGGAAAAUGAAUCUUGUUAUACAUGAGAGAAGUCACACAGGUGAGAAACCCAUUCCGUGUUCUGAGUGUGGGAAAUGUUUUACUCGGAAAUCAGCUCUUUACAAACAUCAGAGAAUUCACACAGGUGAGAAGCCGUUUCCAUGCUAUGAAUGUGGGAAAUGUUUUACAGCGAAAUCCUCUCUUGUUAAACAUGAGAGACGUCACACAGGUGAGAGACCGUUUCCAUGUUCUAAGUGUGACAAAUGUUUUGCAUAUGAUUCAGAGCUUGUUAUACAUGAGAGAAGUCACACAGGUGAAAAGACGUUUCCAUGUUCUGAGUGUGGGAAAUGUUUUACACAGAAAUCAGGUCUUGUUGUACAUCAGAGAAGUCACACAGGUGUGAAGCCAUAUCCAUGUUAUGAGUGUGGGAAAUGUUUUAAACGGAGAUCAGAGCUUGUUGUACAUGAGAGAAGUCACACUGGUGAGAAGCCAUUUCCAUGUUCUGAGUGUGGGAAAUGUUUUGCAAGGAAAGACGAUCUUGUUAUACAUAAAAGAAGUCACACAGAUGAGAAGCCAUUUCAAUGUUCUGAAUGUAAGAAAUGUUUUACACGGAAAAUGACUCUUGUUAUACAUGAGAGAAGUCACACAGGUGAGAAACCCAUUCCAUGUUCUGAGUGUGGGAAAUGUUUCACUCGAAAAUCAGCUCUUUAUAAACAUCAGAGAAUUCACACAGGUGUGAAGCCAUUUCCAUGUUCUGAGUGUGGGAAAUGUUUUACACAGAAAUGUAGUCUUGUUGCACAUCAGAGAAGUCACACAGGUGAGAGGCCGUUUACAUGUUCUGUGUGUGGGAAAUGUUAUAGAGUCAAAUCAUCUCUUGUUGUACAUGAGAGACUUCACACAGUUAAGAAACCAUUUCAAUGUUAUGAUUUAGGGUAGUGAUAGAAAUCAGACCAUGUUAAAUGAAUAAACUAAUCAUACACAUUUAAGCAGGUGAAACUUGCAUGUUUGCAGGGAGAAAGUAUUGAAAGAAUACAUUUAUUAACAACUUAUUAAGCUUAGUAUUCAUUGACUUCUCACAUUUCUUUGACGUCCUAGUGGAUG